Molecule: messenger RNA, 2433 nt
Organism: Salvia miltiorrhiza (redroot sage)
Lineage: Eukaryota; Viridiplantae; Streptophyta; Magnoliopsida; Lamiales; Lamiaceae
Product: DELLA protein GAIP-like
Exons: 1
Coding region: 745-2283 (512 amino acids)
Biological process (GO): regulation of DNA-templated transcription
Cellular component (GO): nucleus
Molecular function (GO): DNA-binding transcription factor activity; sequence-specific DNA binding
Source: RefSeq, a predicted model, not a curated record
AAUACUUCUGUUGUUCUUGUUGUAGAUUUGUGAUCAAAUUUAAGUUACAAAAAUCAAGAACAUAAGAGAAACUCAUGAUAUUUAAAUCACGAGAUCGUCUACUCCACCAAAUAGGCCAUCAUCGGACUUUUUUUUUAUGCUACUAUAGGCUUGUGAAUGAAUACAAAGAGGAGACCCAAAGAAGUGUGCUUUUGAUUGUCCUAUACCAUCAUUUCCAUUACUACUGUCGUUAAGCGUUAUUCUCAAUUCUACAAACUUGUCUUUUCAUGCUAUAUGUGUUUCCAUUUCUGGAAUUUUAAAUGUAAGGUUGAUUAUGAAAUAUAUGUAACCAUCAAGCAUAGAGAAAUCUGCAGGCUCUAGACGGAUGGAUUGAUUGCGUGUUGCGUGCAUUGAAUAUCAUACUACGAUAUUGGAUGACAUUAGAGUGUAUAUAUGAUGUAUAAUGUAUUACCCAAAAUUAAAAACCAAACCAGAUACAUUCUACAGAAUCAUUUUCAUAUAUCUUAAUUCUUGGCUUCAUUUCCUUGUAAGCUUCUGUCUGUCCUUUUUUUACGUCAAAUCCUUUAAUAUGAUCCUAUAAUUAAAAUAGUACUGCUACUAUACUAUAUGCUUAUCUUCCUUUCUUUAAAUGAUCCUAAGCUGGCUUAUUUAGUUUCUGCAUAGCUUAUACUGUUUGAAAACUUUGCAAGAAAAUAUCAAAUCUUGUUAUUGAUUUCCUCCUUCCUCCUUCCUCCUCAAGGGCUGAUGGCGAACAUGGUGUUCCCCUCUUUCCAACUCAACGAGAGCGAUCAUGAUCUUCGUGAUCACGAAACAAUUUGGAGGACCAAACAAGACCACUGUGGUGACAUGGAUGAGGCCGCGUUCAUGGACUUGUUUUCCUCUCAAGAAAACGCCUCUUGUGAUGCGAUGCAGGGGAUGAACAUGGUUGGCGUGGAGCCACCAAGAUCAGAAUCGAGCAAAGAUGUGAGGGAAAAGCAGAGAUUGAGGAGGCCUAGAGGAGAAGAUGAUACAAAGAUGAAGAACAGGUUGUCAAUGGAGGAGAUCUUGAUGGUUGCUGGGGAGAAAUUCAUCCAAUUCUCCACCAACAGAAUUGAUGGCAUAUCUAUGCUGAUCCACCCUUAUGGCUCUUCAAUCACAGGCCUUUGCUUAGACGAUGAAAGAGACGUGGAGAUCAUGCACAGCCUCCUCUCCGCAGCAGAGAAUGUGGGGCUGAAGCAGCUCGAAACUGCAGCCAGGCUCGUUGCUCGUUGCCAGCAGAUGGCGUCUGAAUCAGGCACCCCCGUGCAGCGCCUUGCCUCCUACUUCUAUGCAGCUCUCCAGCAAAAGAUCAGCAGAGAGUUAUAUGGUGUGGCCGUGAGCCGGAGGAAAGCAGACGUUGAUGAUCAUAAAGGGCUAGCAUUAGGCACAAACAACGCGUUCUUGGCCUCACACCAGCAGCUUCCCUUCAGCCAAGUCACGGAGUUUGUAGGAAUGCAGGCCGUUAUAGAGCAAGUGAGAGGGUGUGGGAAGGUCCAUCUGAUUGACCUCCAGAUCAGGAGUGGGAUCCAGUGGACGGCCCUGAUGCAAGGGCUGACGGACUCCCCGUUGCAGCGCCUCAGAAUAACUGCAGUAGGCACAGCUGAUCAAACAUACAUGGAGGAAACAGGCAGCAGGCUGCAGAGCUUUGCAGAGUCAUUGAACCUGCCCUUGUUGUUCGAGGUGGUGUAUUUGCAAGGGAUGGAUGCAUUCAACGAGGAUCUCUUCAACAUAGAACCCGACGAGACCGUUGCAGUCUACUCCAUGCUGAUGCUGAGGUCCAUGAUAUCAAAGCCCAAGUCACUAGAGACGGUGAUGAAGGGCAUUGCAAGAAUGAGGCCGGCGGUGAUGGUGGUGAGCGAGGUGGAGGCGAACCACAACUCGCCGUCGUUCAUAGACCGUUUCACGGAGGCCCUGCUGUUCUACAGCGCCUACUUUGACUGCCUGGAGGAGUGCAUGGAGAGGAGGAGCGAGUACAGGGCGGUUCUCGAAGGGCGUUUCUUCGGGGAAGGGAUCACCAACAUAGUGGGAGCAGAGGAGGAGGAGAGGGUGACUCGGAAUGUGAAGCUUGGUGUGUGGAGGAAGUACUUUACGCGGUUUGGGAUGACGGAGAUGGCGUUGAGUGAUUCGUCCAAGUAUCAGGCUAGUCUGGUGUUGGAGCAGUUUGGGAAGGGGAGGUGUUGUGAUCUUGUGUUUGAUGGGAAGGGCUUGAUUGUGGGAUGGAAAGGGACACCAAUUCAGUCUGUCACAGCUUGGAAGUUCUCAUAGGAAUUAGAGUAGAUAUUGUAGUUGUUGAGCUUCUUUGUCUCAUUCUUUUAUCAUAUGAAGAGAGCGGUUGAAACAUCUAUAUAUGCCUGUAUUGUCAUUCUUUAAUAAUAGGGCUUCAAUCCAAUUCUUUCAAGCCUUCUGAGAUUUUUA